AUGUCUCCCGCAGCUUAUCCCACCCGUCAGCUUGGUCGUAAUGGUCCUACCGUCAGUGCGAUUGGCUUCGGAGCUAUGGGCAUCGGCGCCUUCUACGGGAAGACGGACCAAGACGAGGCUGUCAGAACACUCACGUAUGCUGCAGACCGCGGUGUGACCUUCUGGGACACCUCUGACAUCUAUGGAACCAGCCAGGCUGUUAUUGGGAAGUGGUUCGCGGAAACCGGCAGGCGCUCUGACAUUUUCCUGGCGACCAAGUUUGGCGCAAGGGAUUUGACCCCAGGUGCUGCAUCCCCGACAGCACCCAACAGCAAGCCCUCGUACAUCAAACGCCAACUUGAAAACUCGCUGAAGACACUGGGCACGGAUUGGAUUGACCUCUACUACCAGCAUCGCGUCGACCCAAACGUUCCCAUCGAAGUCGUUCUUGAGACCCUGCGUCCCUAUGUCGACAGUGGAAAGGUCAAAUAUAUUGGCCUGAGCGAAUGCAGUAUCGAUGUGUUGAAGCGUGCGAGGGGUGUUCCCGGAGUGGGUGAGAAGGUCAUCGCGUGCCAGAUGGAGUUCAGUCCCUUUGAAUUGGACAUCGAGAAGACUGGCUUUGUCGCUGCUGCUCGAGAGCUCGGAGUCAGUAUCGUUGCAUACUCUCCUCUUGGCCGAGGCAUGAUCACCGGACGCUACAAGUCUCGUGCAGAAUUCGACCCAGACGACUUCCGCCAGAGUCUUCCUCGCUUUUCUGACGAAAAUUUCCCCAAAAACUUAGCUUUAGUAGAGGAGUUCCGCACCGUCGCCGUCAAGUAUGAAGCUACCCCCGGACAGAUCGCCCUUGCUUGGAUUCUUGCUGAACACCCCGACUUCGUGCCCAUUCCUGGCACACGGUCUGUGGCUCUGCUAGAGGAGAAUGCGAAAGCGGCAGAAAUCCAGCUCGCUCCCGAUGAUGUAAAAGAACUUCGCGCGGCAGUUGAAGAGGCGGACAUACAGGGAUCGCGCUACGCCGAAGUCUACCUCAGUUCAAUUAUGAAGCAUGACUGCAUUGCAUUAAGUGAGUGGAAGGGCGAAUAA
Molecule: messenger RNA, 1059 nt
Organism: Fibroporia radiculosa
Lineage: Eukaryota; Fungi; Basidiomycota; Agaricomycetes; Polyporales; Fibroporiaceae
Exons: 6
Coding region: 1-1059 (352 amino acids)
Cellular component (GO): cytoplasm
Source: RefSeq, a predicted model, not a curated record